CGCAGCUCUCGGGCAAAUUCGAGGACUCCUUGCAAUCAAAAGGAACUAGACAGAGAGAGAGAAAAAAAAACACAGAAAGGUGAGACCUUAAUUAAAACCAUUUCACAUCCAAUUUCUAACCGACUAUGUUCAUUUGAUAUAGACUUUGAAAUUCUCAAUUCCUUCCUGCUGAGAUUUGAUUGCAAGGUAUUGCGGCUCAUUUGUGAGCGAGGAGAGGGCUCUUUAACCAGAAACCUAAAAGAAAGUAGGGAUGGGAUCCAUGGAAUUUGAAAGCCACAGUUCGAUCUGGGAUGGAGUUUACUACUACCCACAUCUGUUUGGAGGAUUAAUGCUGACAGCUGCUCUUCUUGGGCUUUCAACAAGUUAUUUUGGUGGAAUUGGGGUCCCUUCUUUUCCCUAUUUCUGGUCUCCUUUGGGUAUCUUUCAGAAGAAGAAAUAUGGGAAGAAACCCGUUAGGGUCUAUAUGGAUGGUUGCUUCGAUCUCAUGCACUAUGGCCAUGCCAAUGCAUUGAGGCAAGCAAAGGCUUUGGGAGAUAUAUUGGUGGUAGGAGUCGUGAGUGAUGAAGAAAUUAUUGCCAACAAGGGUCCGCCUGUUUUAUCCAUGGAAGAGAGGCUUGUUCUCGUUAGUGGUCUGAAGUGGGUCGAUGAAGUCAUUGCCAAUGCUCCAUAUGCGAUUACUGAGGAAUUCAUGCACACUCUGUUCAGUGAGCAUAAGAUUGACUACAUUGUUCAUGGUGAUGAUCCUUGCCUACUUCCAGAUGGGACUGAUGCUUACUCCUUGGCAAAGAAAGCAGGCCGUUACAAGCAGAUCAAGCGCACCGAAGGUGUCUCAAGUACUGAUAUUGUAGGGAGGAUACUUUCAUUGACGAGGGAUACAAAAGUUGGAGAUGGUUGCAGCAGCCUGUCUAUGUCUGAACAGCCCCAUGAUAUGAAUGUCACUCCAACCAAAGGAAGUCAGCGAAAUGGAACCCAAAUAUCUCAUUUUCUCCCUACAUCCCAACGGAUUGUGCAAUUUUCAAAUGGGAAGGGACCUGCGCCCAAUGCUCGUGUGGUGUAUAUUGAUGGUGCAUUUGAUCUGUUUCAUGCAGGACAUGUGGAGAUCCUCAAAAGUGCUAGGCAGCUUGGAGAUUUUCUGCUUGUGGGUGUCCAUAGUGACCAAAUUAUAAGUGAGAACAGAGGACCUCAAUUUCCAAUUAUGCACCUCCAUGAGCGUAGUCUUAGUGUGCUGGCAUGCCGUUAUGUUGAUGAGGUCAUCAUAGGCGCACCUUGGGAAGUUACAAAGGAUGUGAUAACUACCUUCAACAUCUCUUUGGUUGUGCAUGGAACAGUUGCUGAAAGCAACAGUUUGUUAAGUGGUGAGGUUGAUCCUUAUGCAGCUCCAAAAGCCAUGGGAAUUUUCAAGAUGCUUGAAAGUCCUAAAGAUAUAACUACUACUUCAGUGGCCAAAAGGAUAAUUGCCAAUCAUGAAAUUUACAAGAAGCGCAAUGCAAAGAAGACUGAAAGUGAGAAGAGAUACUAUGCAGAGAAGAAGUAUGUGUCAGGAGACUAAACAUUAUUUAGAUGUGGUUGACGAAAAUUGAACCAAGUGAAAGGAUCCAAAGCAACCCCGUCGCAAUCAAUCCCAUUCGUCUUCCCUGAGCCCCAUCCUGGGGUAAGCUUCUACGGUUGGAAAUAUUGAUUUUCUUUUUCAGGAUAGAAAAAAGAAGAAGCAUAUGUAUCUUUCAUAUUUUUGGCUUACGGAGACGUGCCAUUUAUUUUGCCCUCUUGACUUGUAAUAUUGCUCACAGAGAAGUAGCGUACUUAAACCAUUAGAGGGAACUAAUCAAAUGGUGUUGCUUGGGGCACCUACUUUCAUGACAAGGAAA
Molecule: messenger RNA, 1865 nt
Organism: Macadamia integrifolia
Lineage: Eukaryota; Viridiplantae; Streptophyta; Magnoliopsida; Proteales; Proteaceae
Product: ethanolamine-phosphate cytidylyltransferase-like
Exons: 10
Coding region: 251-1549 (432 amino acids)
Biological process (GO): phosphatidylethanolamine biosynthetic process
Cellular component (GO): cytoplasm
Molecular function (GO): ethanolamine-phosphate cytidylyltransferase activity
Source: RefSeq, a predicted model, not a curated record